AUGACAUUAAUUGUUGGUAUUGGAACAGUCUUGUAUAGUCUUAAUAAUCCUGAUCCACAAAUAGAAUCACUUAUAUUUUGUAAAGUACGUGGUUACAUAUUUCAAAUAUGUUUAAUGCUUUCUCGUUGGUUUGUUGCAUUUGCUUGUAUUGAUCGUUAUGCAUUAACUUCAGACAAAAUCCAUUUAAGAAACUUUGCUAAACCAAAAAUAGCAUAUCCCAUAAUUAUUAUAAUUAUUAUUUUUUGGUCAAUUAUUUGUUCUCAUCGACUUAUAUUCUAUGAAAUUGAAGGAAAUUUCUGUGGUAUUAUAAACAAUAUGGCAGCAGCACUUUAUCAUAGUCUUUAUGUUAUUAUUGGAGGUGGUAUAUUGCCAGCUAUGGUUAUGAUUACAUGUGCAUAUCUUAUUCGACGAAAUCUUGCACAAAGACACAAAAGACGAACGCAACUUUCAUUAGGUGGUCACCAACGAAAUUCACUUGAUCAACAGGUUCUUCACAUAUUAUUCGUGCAAAUUAUUUGUUAUAUUUUAUUUACAAUUCCUCAAUUAUGUAAUCUAGUGUUUAAUACAAUCUCAAUCACGAAUUCUGAUCAAUCAAAUGAACACUUAGCUAUUGGAUCAUUUCUUAGCUUUCUAGCAGAAUUAAUUCUUUAUUUAUUUCCAGUUACAUCAUUUUAUCUAUACACACUCACAUCUCGUACAUUUCGUAAAGAAUUAAUCAAUUUUUUUCAAUUAUUAUUGGCUUCUCGAAGAAAUCGAAUUGCACCAAUAUCAACUGCUUCGAUUCCUCGCCAUUGUAUGGGAAUUAAUGAAACAAAUGUAAAUGCACAUGGAGAACCAACCAACAAAGAACAAAUGAAAACUAGCAUUGUUAUUACUUGA
Rotaria sp. Silwood2 is the source of this 879-nucleotide messenger RNA. The record is from the annotation of a GenBank genome assembly. NCBI's taxonomy places the organism in Eukaryota, Metazoa, Rotifera, Eurotatoria, Philodinida, Philodinidae.